AUGGUGCAUCCAGCAAACUCUGCCAAUACGACAGAACAAAGGGGCGUGAAUGCUGAUAACGGCCCUCAGCGAGACCUCGGUGCAAGAAUAGUCGAGGAUCAGGACCCUAAAGACUAUGUUGAGGUCUUCGAGGGCCUCAUGGACUUCCAAGCGGCAACAGAUGCGAUCAAGUGCCGCGCCUUCCAGAUCGCGCUCACAGGCARCGCGCGCUUGUGGUACCGAAGACUGCCGGCCAGGUCGAUCUCGACCUACUCCCAGCUGAGGAAGGAGUUCAUCAGUCAGUUCYCCUCKCGGCAUUAUGAUAGAAAGACAGCGACUCACCUUGCCACCAUCAGGCAGAAGGAAKGAGAGACGCUGAGAGAAUAUGUCACAAGGUUCCAGGAGGAGCAGCUGAAGGUUGUGCACUGCUCCGACGAUUCGGCCAUGUGCUACUUCCUCACCGGCCUGGCCGAUGAGACCCUCACUGUGAAGCUCGGAGAGGAGGCUCCGGCAACCUUCGCCGAAGUCUUGCAGAAGGCAAAGAAAGUCAUUGAUGGGCAAGAGCUCCUCCGAACCAAGACUGGCCGACCUGAAAAGCAGAUCGAUCAGAAGAAAUUGAUUCAAGAGAAAAGAAAGACUGAUUCCAAGUCCAGAGACAAGGGAUCGUCUUCUUCCGCCAGCAGAGCAGAGCACCGUAGGUUGGAGAGCGGCCCCAGCCGGAGCCGACCUUAUGAACGGUACACACCAACCACCAUCCUCAUCUCCGAGAUACUCACGAACAUCGAGGAGAGCGGGAUGGAAAAGCUCCUCAAGUCACCUGAGAAGCUCCGAGGAGACCCAGAAAAGCGCAGCAAGGAUAAGAACUGCCGUUUUCAUCGCGAUCACGACCAUAAUACGACAAGUUGCUGGGAGUUGAAGCGCCAGAUUGAAGACCUCAUUCAAGAUGGCUACUUUAAAAAAUUCGUGGGCAAACCGAGGUCUAACUCGGUCGAAAAGAAAGAAGAGAGGAAGCGUUCAAGAACGCCGCCUCGCCGGGAUGACCGACCUGCGGUCAUCAACACUAUUUUCGGAGGUCCGAGCGGGGGCCAGUCCGGAAACAAAAGGAAAGAACUAGCUCGCGAGGCCAGGCGCGAGGUAUGCAUUAUCAGGGAGCAAAAACCUACUUGCUCCAUCACUUUCGACGAUGCCGACUUGGAGGGGGUCCACUUGCCCCAUAACGAUGCACUGGUGAUCGCCCCUCUGAUCGAUCACGUCUUGGUCCUAUUGGUUGAUGGAGGCGCAUCUGCCAACAUCUUGUCCCUCCCAACAUAUCUAGCAUUGGGAUGGACCAGGUUACAAUUAAAGAAGAGUCCAACACGUUGGUUGGAUUCUCUGGAGAAUCAGUCUCCCCAGAAGGGUGCAUUGACCUGCCGGUAA
Molecule: messenger RNA, 1395 nt
Organism: Momordica charantia (bitter melon)
Lineage: Eukaryota; Viridiplantae; Streptophyta; Magnoliopsida; Cucurbitales; Cucurbitaceae
Source: RefSeq, a predicted model, not a curated record